GGGCUCGGUGUGUCGGGGGUGGGGGGGCGGGGGGGCUCCGCUAUGGAGGCAAAUGGGAGCCCAGGCACCUCGGGCAGCGCCAACGACUCCCAGCACGACCCCGGUAAAAUGUUUAUCGGUGGACUGAGCUGGCAGACCUCACCAGAUAGCCUUAGAGACUAUUUUAGCAAAUUUGGAGAAAUUAGAGAAUGUAUGGUCAUGAGAGAUCCCACAACGAAACGCUCCAGAGGCUUCGGUUUCGUCACCUUCGCAGACCCAGCAAGUGUAGAUAAAGUAUUAGGUCAGCCCCACCAUGAGUUAGAUUCCAAGACGAUUGACCCAAAAGUUGCAUUUCCUCGUCGAGCGCAACCCAAGAUGGUCACAAGAACAAAGAAAAUAUUCGUGGGAGGAUUGUCUGCGAACACAGUAGUGGAAGAUGUAAAGCAGUAUUUCGAGCAGUUUGGCAAGGUAGAGGAUGCGAUGCUGAUGUUCGACAAAACCACCAACAGGCACAGAGGGUUUGGCUUUGUCACCUUUGAGAAUGAAGACGUUGUGGAGAAAGUCUGUGAGAUUCAUUUCCAUGAAAUCAAUAAUAAAAUGGUAGAAUGUAAGAAAGCUCAGCCAAAAGAAGUCAUGUUCCCACCUGGGACAAGAGGCCGGGCCCGGGGGCUGCCGUACACCAUGGAUGCAUUCAUGCUUGGCAUGGGGAUGCUGGGCUACCCCAACUUUGUGGCAACCUAUGGCAGAGGCUACCCCGGAUUCGCUCCUAGCUAUGGCUACCAGUUCCCAGGCUUCCCAGCAGCGGCUUACGGACCAGUGGCGGCGGCAGCUGUGGCAGCGGCUCGAGGAUCAGUCCUGAAUAGCUACAGUGCUCAACCGAAUUUUGGCGCGCCCGCUUCCCCGGCAGGCUCCAACCCGGCGCGGCCCGGAGGCUUCCCGGGGGCCAACAGCCCAGGACCUGUCGCCGAUCUCUACGGCCCUGCCAGCCAGGACUCCGGAGUGGGGAAUUACAUAAGCGCAGCCAGCCCACAGCCGGGCUCAGGCUUCGGCCACGGCAUAGCUGGACCUUUGAUUGCAACGGCCUUUACAAAUGGAUACCACUGAGCAGGUGCUUCCAUUGCCGUCUCACUAUGAGAGCAUACCUGGAUGUCCAGGCAAGACUGGGCGAAGUUUCUGAGUGGCCCUUUGUUUAGGUGACGUCCUCAGACCUGGACCCCCACCAGCCUCACUCCUCAUCCCAACCAGAGGUGGCACACUUGGAUUGAGGGUUGACACAUCUCAUCUCACCCAUCGGCUACCUGCUGUAAUAUAAGACAACAGCUUUUAAACGUGUAUAUAAUCCAUGAUUUUGGUUUGGUUCUGUUUGUUUUCCUUGGUGGUCCCCUUCCCCUUCCCCCUUUCCCUCUCCCUCCUUUUAAAUCUCCCUCAAUCACAUUUGGUAGUGAUUUUUGACUUAGUGUGGUAGUCACCUAGCUUAAUAUCUAGUUAAAAGCUAACCAUAGUAUACCUGUUAUAUAUUAAGGAGUUUCUUUUUCCUUUCUUUUGUUUUCUUUUUUUUCCUUAAAGAGAAUUUUUGUUUUGUUUUGAUUCUGUUCUCGCUUUUAAAGGAUGCUGAGAUGGCGAUGUUGCUCUCCAUUUUUGGUACCAAUUCUGAGACUGUAAGACUUUUCAUCCGGGACUUUAGCACACACUGAAGUUGUGAGCAGGAGGUGGGCGUAGACUCUAUUUUGUGCUGUAGAAGUGACAAACAGUUGACUGCUUAGCAGACUCUUAGCAGUUCAUUUUUGUGAUGUCUCUUUGUUAACCUAAGUAUAUCUAUUUUCUGCAAUAAGGUAAGGACGGCCAUGUUUUGAGGGUCCUCCUUUUCUAUGAGUGCUUUUUCUUUCUUUUUUUUUUCCUGUUCAAAGAGGUCAUAUUAUAAGGUUUUUUGAAAUUGUGAGUUCUAAAAAACAAAAAACAAACAAAAAAAUAUUGUAAAUAUAAUUCCAUUAACUACAUAGAAACUAUUAAGGAAGAGAGAAUUGAAAAUAUUUUUGUGAGGGAGUUGAUCCCAGGCAGUUAGGUACCCUGAAAGGAGGGGAGGGAACUUUGACGAAGCCGGUACUACAACAGAAGAGUCCCCAGCUGCCAGGGCAACCCGGACACCCACUCUCCGCUGUUGGUGUGAUAGACCUCAGAGCCGAAUUAGUACCCUGCCAGCCUGCCAGCCUCUCUGUGCACACCUUCAAAUGUUAUGGUCUAGCUAUAUUUUUAUUUAAAAUAUGAAAAACUGCUUUUCCCAAGAUGUUUUUUAAAAGGAAAAAAAAGCUACAAUUUUAAUAUUUGACAUAUUUAAAGUUUCAAAGCACACUUGUUUUGGCUUAGGGGGAGGGGCAGGGUGGGGACAUUCUUUUUCAGUCUUAAUUUUUAAAUAUCUGAUCAUUUUAUAUUGUCCGAUCAUUUCAGCACCUCCAAAGGGUCCUAGGAUACUCUGCUCCCUCCUCACCCCGCCCCCCACCCCUAGACAGGGGACCCGUGGGCCAGGCGUGGACAAGCCAGACCCAAUACACCCUUUCUCCAUUCACUUUCUAUUUACAAAUUAGGAAAGCAACCUUUCAGUUUAUAUAUAUAUAUAUUUUUUCCUUUUUGAUACCUCAGUGCUGCAAGUAUCACCAGAGAGGCUAUGGAAGAGUUUUGUGUUGUUUUUUUUUUUUUAAUUUAUUGUAGAUGUAAACAGAAUUUUAAAAAUAAAAUAUAAACAUCACUGCACUGUGACUGGUGGGAAAAACUGACAGCUUCCUGUUUGCACAAGUUUGACAUUUGGCUGUUAUAAUAUAUGGUCCUCAGUCGGGGAAAGACACUUAGGAUGAAGGAUGUUUUUUAAUUUAACUUUUUUUUUUAAAAAAGAAAAAUAUCGGUAAUAGGUCGGCAACAGCAACCGUAGGAAGGGCAGCUCAGUAGGUAGUGUUGAAGCAUACUGUAGUGUGCAUAUAUAUUUUUUCUUUUUUAAAAUGUGAUAUUGACAUUUUAUUAAUAUUUUUUAAAUUGUUACGUUUAUAAAUUUGGUACUUAAGGCACAGCCAGUAUGAGGCACUGAAUGCGACAUUUAUUACAAUGAACUGCUGCACUCCUAUUUUUAUAAAUUUUACUAACAAGUAGACUAACGUAGGCAUUCACAGACAUGAUAGCGCAGAAGCAUCUUCAAAUGAAAAGUCUCCAAAAAAGCUAAUUCAGAACGGACGGGAAGAAGCCUGCUCCCGUUCUAGUUAAGUGCAACUUUAUUUUCAUUUAUUAUUUUAUUUUUUAAGAAAGGAAAUCAUGUUCUUUCUUUCUUUUUGUUCUUUUCUUUCUUUCUUUUUUUAAUAAAAUGCUGGGUUGUUUGGUAAGGUUUGGGGUGUUUUGUUGUUGUUGGGUUUUUUUUUUUUUUGUUUUGUUUUGUUUUAAGUUUCCAAACAACCAAACUAAGAAAAAUGCUGGAUGCUUUUAAAAUACAAAACUUACUCAAGUCAUAAAAUAACGAAAUAGAACUUUUAUUUUAAGAAACAACAACAAAGAGAAAGAGACUCGAUUCCCAGCCAUUCAGCGUCUAGUAAGGGGAUUAAUUACUCUUCUGUCUAUGUUGCUGAUGUCCUGUCCCCAGUCCCUGUCCAUCUCCCCGACACCCCAUCACCUCAUAGAACACUCUUUGUUGAUCAUUGUCUGUUAAUAAUGUAUAAAAUGGCUAUCUUGUAAGUGUGCUGUCUUGGUACUAGCGUAGUGACUUUUUUUCUCCUCUUCUAGUACAUAUUGAUAGGUAUAACGUAAUUAAGGUUUUUAAAAAAAAAUAGACAUAGUUAUUCAGAUUUAGGACCAGUAAGGAUAGAACUUUCUCUUAUUUAUGAAAAAGAAAAAAAUGCUAAUAAUUUGGGGGCAGUUUUUUCCUUUAUUAUUUUUUUUUCCAAGUUCAAAUUUCCUUUUAUUUUUGCUGAUUUGAUGUGGUUUCAACUAACCCAAGGUCUCACAAUGUUCAAAUGCCGGCUGACUCUACGGCGUUUUGUAGGUCCCUGCCCCCCUAUCCGUGACGGGGUGUGCCAUACUACCUUAAAUGCAAACACUAGAUAUGCAAAACUGGAUUUUUUUAAUUUAUUUUUUAAAAGAGGGAGGCGUGGUAUAUUAAAAUGAUUUUACUAAGAGAAAAAAAUAUUUUUUUAAGGAUGCUCAGAAGAAAUUGAUAAUCUGUGUGAAUAUGUUUUAGAUGUUUAUAUACAUUUUGAAGAGACCCAGUAGCCCAUAGCACAAAUCUUGUGAACAUCUGAUAUGUUUUCAAGUGGCUACCUAGGUUAAGGUUCCUCAUUAGUACCCCCAUCCCACCGCCAUCUAGAAGUCCAUUUUAAACAACUUUUUGUAAAUUCUUUCAGCACUGAUGUCCAUCUUUGUCUUUGUUUCAGUUAAGCUCAAUAGCGAAUGUGGGAACCCUCCUCUCACCUUCCCUGGGGGAGAGACCCUCUUGGCUAAUGGCUCUUCCCUGACAUUAUCAAUAACCACCAGGGGACUCUCUGGCUUCCAGAUCCAUCUGCCUGAGACCCCCAAGGUCCUCUCCUCCCAAGAGGGGGGAGAUGGAGCAGCAGUUGACUCCUGGUCCCCUUCCUGCUUCAGCCUGGAUAUGGGGCUGGUGGAGAGGAUGGAGCCUGGGCCUCCACCCCAGGAGCCUCUGCAGGUGUGGUUCGUGGCCUUCUUCUCACCCAUUGGGAAAAACCAAACAGCCUCACACUCUGUCCCCACCGCUCAUUGGCUUGACUCAAGUGAGACCCCAACCGGCCUUUGCGGGGGGGGGGGGGGGCGGUUUGUUUUUUUAUUUUUUUUUUUUAAA
Messenger RNA from Apodemus sylvaticus (European woodmouse), 4807 nucleotides. RefSeq names its product musashi RNA binding protein 2 (gene Msi2). Gene Ontology annotation, cellular component: cytoplasm. NCBI's taxonomy places the organism in Eukaryota, Metazoa, Chordata, Mammalia, Rodentia, Muridae. Gene Ontology annotation, molecular function: RNA binding. Bases 43 to 1083 code for a protein of 346 amino acids. The record is from RefSeq and is a predicted model, not a curated record. The transcript is spliced from 14 exons.